UUUGAAAUUAUUUUAUUUUUAAGUUGCUUUAAAACUCUGAAAACAAGACAAAUAUUUUCAAAAUAUGCCACCAAAAAAUGCAAAGAAAAAAACAAAAACUGCUUCAGAAAAGGAAUAUACACUCUUGACUUUAGAAGAACUAAAAGUUAAAGAACUUAAAUACACCAAUCGUUUGAUGGAACUAAGAAAAUUUCUCAAUUUUAUAGACGAGGCUUUACUGGAAAUCUCCUCGCUUAAUGGAAAAGAAUUGCUGCAAGAUAAAUGGAAGGAUUUUGUUACGUGUAAUCCUUUACCCAAACCUUACAUACCAUCUGAUAUACGGCUUUUCUAUAAUAAAAUGCAAUAUGUGGAAAACGAGAAAGUGGAGGGUACCAUAAAUUGGCUAUUAAUGAUAAAUGAGAGAAGUCUUUUGACGCAAAAUAUUUACCGUGAGGAUUUGACAAGACGUAAAUUAAAUACAAAAAUGAAGGGAAAUAUUGGUCAAGAAUAUAAUAGUUAUAUUAAUAAUUCAUUAAAAAUUUUACAUAAAAUCGAAUGUUUCUUAGAUAACGAUAUAGAAGUAGCUAAAUGUCCUAUACAAAUUUUCCAUGAUAUAGUGGGACGUAAAUUAGCUAUACAGGAGGAGAUAAAGGAUUUAAUGGAUCGUUAUACUUAUCGCAUAAUAAGUUCAGAAAAGGCGCAAAUGAGAUCUUUAGAUGCUAUUACCGCCGAAUAUUGUUUUGAAGCGGACAAUUUCCAAAUCCAUAUUUGGUGUUUAAAAAAUGUGGCACUAAGAAUAUCUCAUUUAAGUGAACCUCGACUCCUUGCCAAUUUUCACUCGAUCAAACUUCUUCUGCAUGUACCAUCCAAAAUGUUACGAGAAAAUCUUGUUAUUAGAGCCCUUCAUAUGGACUUCGAUCAUUUGAGUGAAAAUGCCAAAAGUUAUAAACAACCCAUUACAGUAUCCACAGAAAAUCUCAAUGCUGGUAUAGUAGAUUUGCCUGAUUGUCUGGUCAAUGAGUGGAUAAUGCAAUUGGAAGUUCAGGAAAAGAAACGCAAUGAAAUGAUACAAAUUCGUAUGGAUUAUGAAGAAAAAAUGCGACAAUACGAAGAGCAAAUGGAAAAGAAAAAGGGACGUAAUAAAGAUGUAAAAGACACCAAAAGCAAAUUGAAAAUAGUAAAGCCUGUCAAAGAACCACCCGUUAUAGGAAAUGAUGUGUUUCCCGAUACUUAUGAAGAAUUUUUGGCGGAAGAAGAAAAGCAAUACCAGCAUUUUAUACAAACUGUUUAUAAGCCUGAGCUGCUUAAUUUAACAUCAGAUGAGAUCAAUCUUAAAAAAUAUUUCAUAUUGGGCGGCAUAUAUCAAUUAUAUUAUGUAGUAAAGCCUGUACAUUAUGAUUUGAAUAGCUAUAAUAUGACCUGGCAUAAAAAGGAGAGGAAAUUAGUUGUGGAUAAAGAAGUUACCAUAGCAGCUUCAAAUGAUUUAAGAACAUAUACAAAACAAAUCUCUGAAUCUUCACAAAUGCCAACUACAAGACGCCUUACCAAACGUAUGACUAUCUUUGAAGCAGAGAACUUAAAGAUGAAUACUGAAGUGGAGUGCCCUUGGUUUAUUGUGACCAUACAUUUACCGGAGUACCUUUGCUAUUGGGGUGAGCCAAUUGCCUGCCAUUUUGAAACAACAAUUGAGCAAAAACAGGAAAAGAUAGAAGAGCCACAAAUAGAACCCGCGGAGGAAAUAAAAACCAAAAAGCCCACGAAAAAACUUAAAGUAGAACAGCCAUCAACAGUUACCACACUACAACCAACUUUAAUAGAUCAAUCUUCUAAAACUAAUUUGCAGUCGUUUUCCGAAGCCGAUUUGCAGCUAUCUCUACCUCGCGAUACUACUACCGCUAGUUUUAUAAUCAGAACAAAACGGUUAACAGGCAGUCUGCGUAGGUCACAAGCCAGUUUCUUUAAAGGUUCCCUAGCAAAUUCACUAUUACAAAAGAAUCCUUCUGAACGAAUUGGCAUUAGCGAUAAAACCGGUACUUUAUACAUAAAUGACUUUCCCUUAACUUCAUCCACGCUUACAAAACCUCAAAUUAGACAUAUGGAAAGACACAUCGUACCACGCAUUAUUUCAUCUUAUAAAUUUCCACAAGAAGUUCAACAAGAAGAAAUCGAGGCGUACAAUAAGAAACCCAAAGGUAAAGGUGGUAAAAUAAUACGUCCGAAGAAUGAAGAUUUUCAAAAUAAAUACUCCAAACGUACGUUUGAUUUUACGGCCAUGCAAAAUAAACCCGAAAGACUAUUUCCCUCGUAUCCUAAAGUAGAGCCCUUAAAUAUUGUGUCCUAUUUAAGAGAUCCAAAUCUACAUAUAGGCCAUGAAGAACCCGAAACCUUUGCUCAAUUACUGAAGAUUGUAAGUAAUAUUAAGAAAAAAUAUCGCUUACGUGUGCGUCAGACAAUGGACUUGAGAAAUACGGUGACUGGAAUAAAAACCUAUAAUAAACGUAUCAGACAAAUGCAAAGAAAAAAGGAACUAUCGGCAAUAACUUCAUCUAUGCAUACCUUACGCAGUACGAUCACCUCUCAGCGUAGUUCAAAGCGUACAACUGCUAAGUCUUUAAAAGAAGAAGGAAAAUCUAAAGUGUCUUUAGUGUCAAAGCGUGGGGAAAAAGAAACAGUGGAACGAGAGAAAUUAAUAGAUGCUGAAUAUUCUAAAACUGAGCUCUCACUCGAAACUGAUGUAUUGCUUAAUACAACUAGUUCAGAAAUAUUAGUAAAGGAUGAAGCACAACCGGAAGAGUCUGCAGCAAAAACUUAUUCACACUGGACUACAAAAUAUAUUUUGAAAUCGGAAUUUGAUAGAGCAAAUCGUAAGAUAAUUUUACAUACAAAUCGUUUGGGUAAUUUUGGCUUUGCUUUCAAACGUUAUGAACACUUCCCCUUUAAAUAUUGGAAUAUGGAACCUAGUGAAACUGAUCCUGAAAAUGAGGUAGUCUUUACUUUAGAUACCCAAUAUGUAAGAUGUGUUCUAUACAUCACAGCCAAUGGCAUAAGAGGACAUGUCACCGAACCCACAAAAACUUAUGUACGUAACCCCAAAAUGUAUUUGGUUAUAGAAAACCCCCUCAAGGAUUACAAGGAAUUCAAGAAGCUCUUUAAGGAAAAACAUUUAAAUAUAUUUGCAGAACAUGAUGCCAGAUUUUAUAUAGAAAACGGUUACUUUUCCGAGAAACAUUUAUCCAAUGAAAUGCAUACAUAUUGUUGUAUGUCAGUUCAUAGUACACAAAUGAGAUUUAAUUUCUCACAAUGGAAUCGUUUGGCAAAACGACGUGAUAUUAUUUUACAUUUUCAACAAUAUAAAGACUUAGCGGAAAAUCUUGUUGAAGUGCGUCUAACACCAGGUGAGGCAUAUUUCGUAGAUAUACAAGAAUUAUGUACAGAGGAUUUAAAUGAUAUAAAAUUAGAUUAUAAUUUAACCUGGCGAAAUAUUGAGUCUUAUAGCGAUCUACAUCGUUUGAUUGUUGCGAUGUAUCCUGCUGCCACUGAUUUACGUUGCAAGUAUCCUAAGUUGAUUUGUUGUAUCAGAGAUUUGUUGAGUGAAAUAAGACCUUUAAGUUUUUCAUAGGAAAAUAUUACUAAAUAUUUUUUAUAUAUUUUUUUAUUAAAUAUGUACAG
This is a messenger RNA of Lucilia sericata (common green bottle fly), 3648 nucleotides long. RefSeq lists its product as uncharacterized. NCBI's taxonomy places the organism in Eukaryota, Metazoa, Arthropoda, Insecta, Diptera, Calliphoridae. The transcript is spliced from 9 exons. Bases 65 to 3598 code for a protein of 1177 amino acids. The record is from RefSeq and is a predicted model, not a curated record. Gene Ontology annotation, molecular function: beta-tubulin binding; microtubule binding.